This is a messenger RNA of Xiphophorus maculatus (southern platyfish), 3520 nucleotides long. RefSeq names its product stonustoxin subunit beta-like. Lineage: Eukaryota; Metazoa; Chordata; Actinopteri; Cyprinodontiformes; Poeciliidae. Bases 5 to 2122 code for a protein of 705 amino acids. Gene Ontology annotation, molecular function: protein binding. The record is from RefSeq and is a predicted model, not a curated record. The transcript has 3 exons.
AAACAUGGACAAAGGUGUUACUCAAGUUGCUGCUCUUGGUCGGCCUUUUACCUUAGGCAUGCUUUAUGAUGCUAGCAAAGAUCAAAUCAUCCCAGGUGUCACUCUGUGGGAUGAAUCGACCCUACAACACAUGAUUAUGGAAAAUUCCCAGCAUAGCAGUGAUUUUAAAAUCACCUCCUCCGAUUCCUUGGACAUGAAGUCUAAUCUGCUGGAUGUGAAUGCCUCUCUAAAAGCCAGUUUUCUGGGCGGUCUGAUUGAAGUCGGAGGAUCUGCAAAGUAUCUGAAUGACAAGAAGAAAUCCCACAAUCAAAGCCGCAUAACCUUCCAGUACAAAGCCACCACCACUUUCAAGCAGCUGAACAUAUCGGCUGAUGAAAUGAAGAAGCAGCUGAAGAUUGCUGAUGACAUGAAGUGUUUGGCCACUCAUGUUGUCACUGGUAUCCUUUACGGUGCAAAUGCAUUCUUUGUGUUGGACAGUAACAAGAUGGACACGAAAACCCUUCAGAAGAUUGAGGGCAACCUCCAAGCUACUAUAAACAAGUUCCCCAGAAUAAGCGUGAGUGGAGAAGUUGACAUCAAACUGUCUAAUGAAGAACAAGCUGUGGCUGACGCAUUUUCCUGCACAUUCUAUGGAGACCUGAUUCCAGAAAAAAACCCUACAUCAUUCCAGGAUGCACUGCUGACUUACGUCAAUCUCCCAACUCUACUAGGUGCAAAGAAAGAGCACAGUGUUCCACUGAAGGUCUGGUUGAUGCCUCUGAAGAAUUUUGAUCCAUCAGCUUCCGAGGUGAAAAUGGAACUGAGUACUGGGCUUUUGGAAAAGGCUCAAAAUGCCAUGGUAGAGCUUCAGAACUUGAAAAUGAGAUGCAAUGAUUGCUUGGCAGACAGCUAUCAAUUCCCGCAGAUUUCCACAAUUUUGUUAAGUUUCAAGCAAAAGUGUAGCACGUACGAAGGGAUGCUUCAAGAUCUAAUUGCAAAGAAGAUUCCAGGCAUCAGGGCAGGAAAGGAAGACGAGAAUGAGCUGUUGAGAAUCUUGGAUGAGAAAGAACAGUCUCCGUUCAAUUCAGACAAAUUAAAUAAAUGGAUGGCAAACAUGGAAAAAGAAGUAAAUGUGAUCAAGUCCUGUAUUAAGGCAAUGGAUGGAACAAAGAUCCUCCCAAAAGAGUCUGACGUUGUUGAGGAGCUUCUGUGCCCCAAAGUAGAGGAUGUCCUCUGCUUCGUUUUUACCUCUCUGGAAAAGUCAGAUCCUUAUCUUCAGAAAAUGGCAGAGUACAUGGAGACAAUGGACAUCAAGGCCACAGGGAAUGUCAGUCCAGCCACUGAGGAAAAAGAAUUAACAAGAAUAAGAGAAAAAUCCACAGAGAUCCGUGAACUUGCGGCAGGUCUGAAGAACGAAGCAAAAUACAGAUUUGUAGUAACAGCCAAGGAAAACAAGAUGUACAAAGGAGCAACCAUCUACCACUACAGGAACGACAGACUGAUCACGGAAGAUUUUAAAAGACUCAAUUUAGUUGGUUUAGAAAAAAUAAAAGAAAUAACAAGAAGAGGAGAUCUCCUGUGGUAUGCCAGCAGCCUCAAUAUGGAUCCAGACACAGCACACCCAAACCUCAUUCUCGAUGGAACCAAGAGUGUGACACACGGAGACAGGCAGUCAUAUCCCGAUAACCACCUGAGAUUUAACAAAGUCUACCAGCUCAUGUUCAAAGAAAGUCUGACAAAGCUCCACUACUGGGAGGUGGAACUGAACAUUGUCAAAGGUAUAGAUAGCGCUGUUGGUAUUUCUUACAAAGGAAUACACAGGAAAGGAGGUUAUAGUAAAUGGACUGCCUUUGGUCAAAAUACAAUGAGCUGGUCUUUGGGCUGGAGGUGGAAAAACCACAGAGGACAACCCAAAUUCUAUAUAGAGCAUAAUGGAACCUGCACGAAAAAACCUAUUCCCAACACCGGCUUGUCCUGUGUUGGCGUGUAUCUGAAUUGUCAUACUGGUUCUUUGUCGUAUUAUGUAGUCAGAGGUGACAAAGUGGAUCACAUUCACACUUUCGAGUUUCUCAAUUUCUCUGAGCCCGUUUACCCAUGUCUGAAAAUUUGCAAGAAAAACGGCUACUUGAAACUGCGUCUGUAAAGACAUUUGGUUCAGUUUGAAACAGAAAAACAUGGCUUAAACAGAGGUGUGAGUAAAGAAAGCAAAAGUUUACUAGGUAAUUUACAACAAUCAAUCAAUCAAUCAAUCAAUCAAUCAAUCAAUCAAUCAAUCAAUCAGUUCCAGACUUCACAUCUCUUUUUUGAGUUUUGAUCAUAAUUUAUGUUUGACCCUCAUGUUGAAAUAGAAUAAGAAUAACUACUGUUUCCAUAGAAACAGUAGUUAGAGUUUUAUUUGUCCCUCCUCAGUAGUUUUUUUACUGUCAUGUUAAAGUGUGACCAUUUUAAAAAGGCCUGUUUGACUAAAAGCUGAGAAUAAGUAAGUGAAGGUGAGAAAAUCUUUUUCUCUCCAGCAGACAGGUUCUGACCUGCAGUCUGUGUAACUGAAUGCAUUCUCUCCUUGCCAUAAAGCAAGUAAUAAAUCUAAAGAAAGUCAUUCUUUUUUGGUGACUUUUCUCUCAGAGAAACAUACAAUAAUUCUUCUUGUAAUGAAGUGGAUGGAACCCCAGUUGGGUUUUCAGGUGAGGGACUUGGCAAGGCCUGGAGUUGCUAUCAAUAAUGGAAUUUGUACUGCAGAUGUUUCUGAAACGGUUCAGACACCAGUAAAACAUUUACCAAUUGCCAAAUAAUGGCUGUUUUUUUUUUUUUGUUUUGUUUUUUUGCUCUUGGAUUGUUUCUGUAAGCAGUAGAUACCCAAAUGAAAGGACAAAAACAGGCAAAAAAGAACAUUUUCGAUAAUAUGUCUCCUUUAUCAUUAACUGUACAACUUUAAAACAAUUACUAUUUUUGCAAUAAAGAACUUCUUGCAUCUUUUUGCUUACAAUUGGAUGAUCUUCAUGUUUUAAAUGCUUUUUUGUUCACUUACCACAUCUAUGGGAUAGAUAACAGUGUAUUGUCAAACAUAAUUGUGACCUUCCAUGAUUUUAUAUAUGAUUGACAUUGGAAAAAUAUAUGAUGUUGCCAUAAUUAUAGAUUUCAUGUUAUGAUUUAUUUAUUUUUUUACUAUUUUACAGCUUUGGUUGGGGUUUAUAGUUUUUGUGGUGCUUGGAAAAACAUAUGAUGUUGCCGUAGUUAUGGAUUUCAUGUUAUGAUUUCUUUUUUUUUUUUUUACUAUUUUACAGCUUUGGUGGGGGUUUGUAGUUUUUGUGGUGUUUGAUAUUCAGUUUUUCCUGUACUUUUGUUAUUACUGAUUCUUAAUGAUUAACAGUUAUGCGUUCUUUAUUAAUUUCCUACACACGUAAUGUGUAUGUUUGACUAGUUUUGAACAACAUGAUUGCUUUUGAAUUUAAAAAGUUAUAUUAUUACUUCAUUCAUGCUACUGUUCUAAUGCUUGUAGUCUAAUGUUUUGAAAUUUAAUAAAAAGAAUGCUGUGAAGUAAAAA